AUGUUUCGACAAAGUGUACGCCGGUUUGGCACAACUGCCCUCCGCGCCGUGGAGGCAUCGACGGUUUACCAUGAGCGGGUAUCCAGAACUCAGGGCGUCGUGAACGGGUUGACGGAAGCUAUUGGAAACACCCCUCUCAUCCGAUUGAAGAGACUUUCUGAGGAAACCGGACGCAAUAUCUUCGGCAAAGCUGAGUUCCAGAACCCAGGCGGCAGCGUCAAGGAUCGGGCGGCGCUAUUCGUCGUCAAGCACGCCGAAGAGAAGGGUCUAUUGAAAGCAGGCGGUACAGUCGUUGAGGGGACAGCUGGCAACACCGGCAUUGGUUUGGCGCAUGUCUGCCGAUCCAAAGGCUACAAGCUUGUCAUAUACAUGCCGAACACUCAGUCGCAGGGUAAGAUUGACCUGCUGCGUCUUCUGGGUGCCGAGGUCUAUCCUGUGCCCGCUGUUGCGUUUGACAAUCCUCAGAAUUAUAACCACCAGGCGCGCAGACAUGCGGAGUCGCUGGAAAAUGCCGUAUGGACGAACCAGUUCGACAACACCGCCAACCGCCAAGCCCAUAUUGAGACGACUGGACCCGAGAUCUGGGCUCAAACGGAUGGAAAGGUCGAUGCGUUCACAUGCGCUACUGGAACAGGAGGCACUCUGGCUGGUAUCACGCGAUACCUCAAGACCGCCAGCGAUGGCCGCGUGAAGUGCUUCCUUGCCGAUCCUCCAGGCAGUGUUCUCCACAGCUACAUCCAGAGCGGCGGAAACCUGAUCGAGCGCAGUGGAAGCAGUAUCACAGAGGGAAUCGGUCAGGGUCGUGUCACCGACAACCUGCAGCCCGACAUCGAUCUGCUCGACGGAUCGCUAACCAUCAGCGAUGAAAAGUCCAUUGAGAUGGUUUACCGCUGUCUUGAUGAGGAGGGCCUCUACCUGGGCGCUAGCUCCGCGCUCAACGUUGUCGCUGCCAAGGAGGUCGCCGAGAAGCUCCCCAAAGGUAGCAAUGUGGUGACCAUUCUGUGCGAUGGUGCCUACCGGUAUGCUGACCGGCUUUUCUCCAACACCUGGCUUCAGAGCAAGGGCCUCAGAAGCUCGAUUCCCAAGCACCUGGAGAAAUACAUUGUGUUGCCAUGA
Aspergillus udagawae is the source of this 1116-nucleotide messenger RNA. Its product is annotated as cysteine synthase A. Lineage: Eukaryota; Fungi; Ascomycota; Eurotiomycetes; Eurotiales; Aspergillaceae. Gene Ontology annotation, molecular function: cysteine synthase activity. Gene Ontology annotation, cellular component: cytoplasm. The transcript is spliced from 2 exons. The record is from RefSeq and is a predicted model, not a curated record. The coding region runs from base 1 to 1116 and encodes 371 amino acids.